GAAGGACAUCGUGGGAAUCGCUCGCGCUGAUUCUGUUUCGUAAGCGGUCGCGCUGCCGGCUCCACGCAAAGAAAGAUUAUUACGAUUCGGACAUUUUAAGGGGCACUGGUGAAUGUGCGGAAUUCUCGUGUUCACUAACGAGCGAUUAUGCGCUUAGGGCAUCUAGGAAAGAUCGGAAUCGGCUGGGGCAUCAUUAGCGUGCUAGGAAUUGGAGGGUUUGUAGCCUCGAAGCAAUCGGUCGACAAGAACCGGUAUGAGAAUAUGAAAAUUCGCGAACGUAUGCGACAAUCGAACGUUGGCGAUUACGAAGUGAAGAACCCAAGACGAUACGAAGCAUAG
Messenger RNA from Anopheles cruzii, 339 nucleotides. RefSeq lists its product as uncharacterized. The coding region runs from base 148 to 339 and encodes 63 amino acids. The transcript has 2 exons. The record is from RefSeq and is a predicted model, not a curated record. Lineage: Eukaryota; Metazoa; Arthropoda; Insecta; Diptera; Culicidae.